Molecule: messenger RNA, 1820 nt
Organism: Musca vetustissima
Lineage: Eukaryota; Metazoa; Arthropoda; Insecta; Diptera; Muscidae
Exons: 4
Coding region: 1-1782 (593 amino acids)
Source: RefSeq, a predicted model, not a curated record
AUGAAGGUUACUAAAAGUGAUUUAUCAUUAGAGCUUGAGUGCUGGGUUGAGGAAUUGUCGCCGGCCCAACUGGCAGCAUACGAAAAAGUUGCCAAUGAGCACAACGCCAUCAAGAAUGCGCUGAAGAGUGCUCUGACUGCCAACGAAGGGAAGGAAUUGUUUAAUGGGCAAGUUUUUCAGGCAUAUUCAUUCAAAGGAAAGGUGUUGCAGGAAUUAAAGGAGGCCACUAUACCGAAGAAAGCUCCGAAAAGUGAGACUACUCCGAAUAGUACAAACGAAAAAACGUUGACGCGUUCUGGCCGAAAAAGAGCGCCGAAUUUUGUUUACUUAGAAUCUUCCGAUGAGGAGGAAGACGAUGUGCCGCUGGCAAAGAGAAUUGCAACGGCCAAUGCCAAGAGCGGAAAGGGAGCCGGAUUAGACUCGACUAAGGGAGGCAAAAAAGGUGAAAGCAAGAAAGAUUUGCUGACACCCGGAAAGAGUGGAGCCAAAGGUACGAAGGAUAACAAAACCAAGACGGUAAAGACAGAGGAGUCGUCUCCACCCGUUCCCAACUUCAGGCCAUCAGAAGAUUCGGCGGUGGGUGGACUGAUAGUUGGUUCGGAUAAUAAGGAUGGAAAAGGUGCAAAGGAAAACAAGGAUGGAAAAUUGCAAGGGAAAACUUUCCCCUCUUUAGUUGUUUUGGCUAAACCGUGGCUCAAAGUCAAGGAUAUGUCGGCCACUCGAAACAAGUUGGAUUCCAAAGUAAAAUUGGUGCUUAUGUUGACACCCAAUAAAUUUACCGAGUGGCUGAUUCAAGAAGGACUUCUAAAAGCAGAACAGAAAUGUGCAAACCAUAAAAGCAAUGACUUAAAACUUGGUGUGUAUUCGGAUGCUUCCAAAUUCCCUUAUACUGGCGGUUAUGUCUGGAUUAGUGAAUGUUGCCCCACGAGAUUCGUUUCGGUCUUCCAUGGAUCGAUAUUUGAAAGUGCACCGCAUCCACCCUCGUGCAUACUAAAGCUCAUCUACCAUUGGGCGUGCCAGACGAAUAUCCAAAAUGUUGUACAAUGGGUUAAAGUAGACAAUGUGUACAUAAAAGGAGUGUACACCUGGCUUCGUGCUAUAUGCACUUUAGCUGUGCACCAAAAAUGCAAGAAAUUAGGUGGACCGGAUAAGUUCGUCGAAGUCGGUGUCAUAUCGUUCGGCACAACAUCACAAGAUGGACAACAGCGGCAGUUGAAGGUGGAAGUGCUGGGUGUCUUAGAUUACGCAGAAAAAACCAUUAGAUUGCGAGCGGUAGAGCCCCUCUCUGAUUCCGACCGUAAUUACAAGAAACGGUUUCAAGUUAUAUUGGAGCCGCUUCAACGUUGGGUCCACAAGGACAGUACAAUUUGCAUUGAUUUGACUGUUGACAAAAUGACAUUGUAUUCGAUGGGAUUCAAGAACGUAGUUCAAGCUGCAGCCGCAGACAAUUCGGCGAAGCAUACGAACUCUGCCGUCAUGGACUAUUUAAGGCGUAUAGUUCCCCGUAUGUUCCAAAACACUUUGUCAUUGCUUUCGAGGCAAAUGAUCCAACAGUUCCUGGAUGAAUUGGUAUGGCGUGAGCAGUUUGGUACAUACGCCCUGCAGGCAUUCAACAAUAUCACAACUCACAUUGCCGAACAAACACGCAUCAAUUGCAAUGAAUCCCUGACCCAACGACUGUACCAUGUGGCCACAAAUCCAUUUAAAGACUGGAGCGUAUUGCCUGCCAAUGCCAAGGAAAUUCCAGCCAACACAACACCCAAAAGAUUAAAGAAACGUUAGUAAUAUUCUACUUUGUUGUCAAUAGUGUAUACCAGAGC